This is a messenger RNA of Triticum dicoccoides, 2551 nucleotides long. RefSeq names its product subtilisin-like protease SBT3.6. The record is from RefSeq and is a predicted model, not a curated record. Bases 70 to 2367 code for a protein of 765 amino acids. Gene Ontology annotation, molecular function: serine-type endopeptidase activity. Lineage: Eukaryota; Viridiplantae; Streptophyta; Magnoliopsida; Poales; Poaceae. Gene Ontology annotation, biological process: proteolysis. The transcript has 9 exons.
CAUGCCACAUAGAGUCGCUGGCACACUGACUGAUUAGGGAUACCAGUACCACUAAGUAAGAUCGACGACAUGGGAUUCAUGUGCUGUUCCUCACACCCACUACGGGCAGCCUCGUUGCUGCUGCUUUGCUUCUGCGUGGUGCUAUCCAGAGUGCACGCAGGAGGAUCUCGUUCUCGCGAGCUUUACAUCGCUUACCUAGGCGACGUGAAGCACGAGCACCCGGACGAUGUCGUCGCCUCUCACCAUGAAAUGCUCGGCACUCUUCUCCAAAGCAGGGAGGGUUCCUCAGCCUCCAUGGUCUACCACUACAAGCAUGGUUUCUCGGGCUUCGCCGCCAUGCUCACCACGGACCAAGCAACAAGGCUUGCAGAAUUUCCGGGAGUCAUCAGCGUUCAACCGAGCAAGACGUACAGGAGCACCACCACGCGGAGCUGGGAUUUUCUUGGGCUCCAUUAUCCGUCCUCCCAUAUGCCGGCCAGUGAGUUACUGCACGCAAGCAACUACGGAGAGGAUAUAAUCAUUGGCGUGAUUGACACCGGGAUAUGGCCGGAGUCUAGAAGCUUCAGUGACCAAGGGUACGGGCCGGUGCCAUCAAGGUGGAAAGGAAAGUGCCAGGUUGGGCCCGAUUGGGGCAACAACAAUUGCAGCCGCAAGAUCAUCGGCGCAAGGUUCUAUACCGUUGGGAUCGCCGACAAAUACUUAAAGGCGGACUCUCUCUCGCCCCGGGAUCACAACGGCCAUGGCACGCACACGGCUUCCACUGCUGCGGGCUCCACCGUGGAGGAGGAGGUGGCCAGCUUCCACGGCCUUGCUGCGGGGGUGGCACGCGGAGGCGCGCCACGCGCUUGCAUCGCAAUGUACAAAUCACUCUGGAGCGUGGACGAAACCGGCUCCACGGCAUCUGUGCUAGCCGCCAUCGACGACGCGAUCCAUGACGGGGUGGACGUAUUGUCAAUGUCCCUCGCGUCCCGUGACGGCUCGGACGACUACUCCUUUGCCACCUUGCACGCGGUCCAGAAAGGGAUCACCGUGGUAUUGUCUGCCGGUAACGAUGGGCCCCGGGCCCAGACAGUCGCGAACAGCUCGCCGUGGGGCAUUACCGUCGCGGCCAGCAAGCUGGACCGCUCGUUCCCGACGGUGGUCACGCUGGGAAACAAGCAACAAAUGGUGGGACAGUCUCUCUAUUACCAACCCAAGAACUCAUCAUCCGGGAGCAGUUUCGCGUCUCUUGCAUGUAUAUCAACCUGCACCAAGGAGGCGCUCGAGGAGGCAUUCUCUGGCGAGGAACUGACUGGGAUAAUCCUGCUCUGCUACAAAGAGCCGCAGGCGCCUUUCAAUCCACAGGGGGUUUUCAUCCAGGCGUCCACGUACGUGGUGGACCAUGGGGGAUCUGGGCUCAUCUUCGUGCAACGCACCACGGAUGCCUUAGAAGUCAUCCCGUAUUACUGCACGGGCAUCGCGUGCGUUCUCGUCGACCCCGAUGUCGGGAACAAGAUGCACCAAUAUUGCAUGGACUCAAGCUCUCCUCGCCUGGCAAAGAUUGAACCAGCACGCACCGUCACGGGCAAGGGCAUACUGGCCCCGAAAGUGGCCACCUUCUCCUCGCGAGGCCCAUCAAUUGAUUACCCCGCCUUCAUCAAGCCUGACAUAGCUGCGCCUGGAUCCAACAUCUUGGCAGCAGUCAGAAACUCCUACGAAACUAUGUCUGGGACGUCCAUGGCAGCCCCACAUGUAACAGGUGUUGCAGCGCUGCUCAAAGCUAUGCACCCAGACUGGUCUUCUGCUGCAAUCAAAUCAGCCAUCGUCACCACUGCCUGUGUAACUGAUCAACGCGGCAUGUCAAUACUGGCGGAAGGACUGCCACGGAAGGUGGCCGACCCGUUCGACUAUGGAGGUGGGAACAUCAACCCUUCCAGGGCAGCCCAUCCAGGACUGGUUUACGACAUUAAUCCACGCGAUUACAACAAAUUCUUCCAAUGUGCAAUCAUCAAUCAGAGGACAUCGACAUCCGUGGGCUGCAACGCCACACUACUGGCGUACAACCUCAACUUGCCGUCCAUUUCAGUUCCCGACCUGAGGGGUCCGAUCACCAUCCCAAGGAUGGUGACAAAUGUCGGCGAUGUCCAUUCAGUGUAUCAUGCCAUAGUGCAAAGCCCAGACGGAGUCAAGAUGGAGGUUUUCCCACCUGUUCUUGUGUUCGACGAUGCGAACAAAGUUCAAAAGUUUGAUGUGAAGCUGUCACCUAUGUGGAACUUGCAAGGGGACUACACGUUUGGCAGUCUUACUUGGCAUAACGACCUACAUACUGUGAGGAUUCCAGUUGCGGCCCGGAUUACAAAUCAGGAUUUCUAUGCGGAUGUUGCAUAAUAAAAUGUAAAUCCCAUCACCUCACUUGCAAUAAAAAUCAGACCUAUAUGGCAGUGACUAGGUAUCCAUGUCAUCCCACAUGUGGGCUCUCUCUGUGUGUGUGUGUGUGUGUGUGACGAGACGAGGCGUUUGAAAUUGUAUUACCGAAGAGAGGAUGGAUUGCAAAAAUAAACGCAUUUGUUAA